GACUUCGUAUUCCUCCGGCAAUUCUUGUCAUUACUUUCCUUCCCAAAAUAAACAAUUUAGAAGUUCCAGCAGAGUAAGAAAGAUGGAUUCUCUGAAAAUGUUGAAAGGUUACGGCAAAAUAGAACGCGAUCAGCAGCACGGAAUCGAAGAUCAGCAACGAAGCCCUAAAUCCCAAAUCUCAAAACCCGUAAUCACCACAACAAUUUCCGUCUUCGCAAUCCUUUCCCUCACUCUAAUACUCUCCUUCGCCAUCGCAUCCAUUGCACACCACCAAGCCACUGAGUCCCAACAGCUUUCCAACUCGGCCGAGUCCAUUCGAGUCGUCUGCAACGUCACGCGCUUCCCCGCCGCGUGCCUCGCUGCCAUCCCGCCCUCCGUCAACACCACCGAUCCCCAAACCAUCCUCCUCCUCUCGCUCCGCGCCUCGCUCCACGCGCUCCAGAGCCUGGCGUCCUCGCUCCACGCGACGAAGGGAGGCGCGCUCGCCGACUGCAAGGACCAGUUCGACGACGCGCUGAGUCGACUCAACGACUCGCUGUCGGCCGCGGCGGCGCUGACCGACAAGGCGGUGGGAGACGUGCACACGUGGGUGAGCGCGGCGGUGACGGACCAGCAGACAUGCCUGGACGGACUGGAAGAGGCCGGUGACGCGGCGGGCCUUGAGAAGAUGAAGAAAAUGAUGAAGAGAUCCGAGGAGUAUACGAGUAACAGUUUAGCUAUUGUUGCUAAUUUUCGUGAUUUGUUACGCCAUUUCAACAUGAAACUCCAUUGAACCUUUCAAAUCGUUGCAUUUUUUUCUACUUGAAUCAGGGUUUGGAAUUUGUGAGUGUAAAUAUGUGAUCUUUAAUUAAUAGUGUGAUGUUGUAUUAUGGAGUUUCAAAUUUUAAUUAAGUUCUUUCCCUUCGUCAUAAUCACAA
Vigna unguiculata (cowpea) is the source of this 917-nucleotide messenger RNA. Its product is annotated as pectinesterase 3-like. Gene Ontology annotation, molecular function: enzyme inhibitor activity. NCBI's taxonomy places the organism in Eukaryota, Viridiplantae, Streptophyta, Magnoliopsida, Fabales, Fabaceae. Gene Ontology annotation, biological process: negative regulation of catalytic activity. The record is from RefSeq and is a predicted model, not a curated record.